UUGUACGUUUAUUUUAUAAUCACAUAGAGGCACAGUAACUGACGAUAUUACUCGGGUAUUCAGACUGCUAGGCAUUCCAUGUUUCAUGGUUCAUAUUACAAGUUUUGCUAACUGUUCAAAAUCAUGAACUAAAGUAUACAAUUCUGUACAUCAGUUUAAAUUGCUUCCCAUUACACCAUCAGAGUUCAUAAUCUUUCAUCUUUUUCUUGUUUUAUAUAAAAUAGACUUUGCAGAUGAUGGUAUGUUACAAUAAGAAGUGAACAUGUACCACACUCCACAUUAGUGAUAAAUAUGGAGCUUCCCUUUGAAUUUAUCUUAAUCAUUUCCCUCCAUCUGGAAGUUGAUCGCUCAGUCAGUAUAGUGACUAGGCUAUGGGAUGGACAUCUGGCUUCAAUUCCCAACAAUGGAGGAUCUUUCUCUCCACUGCAACAUCCAGACUGAUUUUUGGGCUUACUCAGUCUCCUAUCUAGUCAGUACCAGUAUUUUUUUGUUCGAGGUAAAGCAUUUUGGGUUAAGAAAUGUAUGGACCUAUACUUCUACUCCAUACAUCUGCAUGGUAUGAUGCUUAGUUAAGCACCAGAGACAACGUUACCUUUAUUUCUGACAUCUAAUGUGAAAUGUCUGGUACAAUGGGAAAGCUGGAAUUGAUACAAACUCUGUUAGGUCACGAAGGUCGUGUUUGGGAUGUAUGUUGGCACCCGCAGGGUAACACAUUAGCAUCUUGUGGCGAGGACAAAACCAUACGUAUCUGGGGUAGGGAAGGUUCAAAAUGGGCCAACAAGACUAUUCUAGCUGAUGGCCAUCAGAGAACAAUUCGAGAGGUAGCAUGGUCUCCUUGUGGAAAUUACUUGGCCUCUGCAAGCUUUGAUGCAACAACUGCAGUCUGGGAUAAGAAAAGUGGGCAGUUUGAAUGUAAUGCCACAUUGGAAGGCCAUGAAAAUGAGGUUAAAAGUGUUGCGUGGGCAAAAUCAGGACAUUUGUUAGCAACUUGUAGCAGAGAUAAAAGUGUCUGGGUGUGGGAGGUUGCAGAUGAUGAUGAGUAUGAAUGUGCUGCUGUGUUGAAUGCUCACACACAAGAUGUAAAGAAAGUGGUGUGGCAUCCACAUCUUGAUAUUCUUGCUUCUGCUAGUUACGAUAAUACUAUAAAAUUUUUUAAAGAAGAUGUGUCAGAUAAUGAUUGGAUUUGUAUUGCAACAUUAGUUUCUCAUGAAUCAACUGUUUGGAGUUUGGCUUUUGAUAGUACUGGAACUCGCCUUGCAAGUUGCAGUGACGAUCAUACUGUGAAGAUAUGGCAGCAGUAUCUUCCUGGCAAUACUGAAGGAAUUAUGACACCUGGCAAUGAACCUGUUUGGAAAUGUGUGUGUACACUUUCUGGUUACCACAGUCGUACUGUGUAUGACAUAUCCUGGUGUCAUAAUACAGGACUAAUUGCAACUGCUUGUGGUGAUGAUAUCAUUAGAAUUUUUAAGGAAGUGGAAGAUUCUGAUCCUAAUGAACCAAGUUUUGUAUUGUACCAUGCCUGUCACGGGGCUCAUACUCAGGAUGUGAAUUCCGUCAUGUGGAAUCCAGCUGUUCCGGGACUUCUCGCGUCAACAAGUGAUGAUGCUGAAGUGAAAAUUUGGCAGUUCACAGACUAAAUAUAAAGAAUAGCCAUUUUUAAAUUUCAAAAACAUUGUUAGAUUUGAUUAAUUUAUGACAUUUAUUCAAGGAUGAUGUAUAUUAACUACAAAGUGUGCAUAUGUGAUGUCAAAAUAUAUUGUAUCUCUUUAUUAUAGGUUUAUUUCUUAUUUUUUCUUUUACAUUUUUACAUUAGUGUAGACAUUCUUUGGGUUUAUCCAUUCAUGAUGAAUGUUGUGAUAAUUGUUGGUUCUUUUUUUUAAUGGUGGCCUAACGCUCAGUUACUUCAGAAUUAUAGCAAUAUUAAAGUUGCAUUCCUUAAAAGCAUAGAUCUUAGAAUAAUCAAAUAAAUACUUUUGUUUUCUGA
This is a messenger RNA of Zootermopsis nevadensis, 1984 nucleotides long. RefSeq names its product cytosolic iron-sulfur assembly component 1 (gene Ciao1). Gene Ontology annotation, cellular component: cytoplasm; mitochondrion; cytosolic [4Fe-4S] assembly targeting complex. The record is from RefSeq and is a predicted model, not a curated record. Lineage: Eukaryota; Metazoa; Arthropoda; Insecta; Blattodea; Termopsidae. Gene Ontology annotation, biological process: iron-sulfur cluster assembly. Gene Ontology annotation, molecular function: protein binding.